UAGACGAUAACGCUGGCUGAGAACCUAUAACUUAAAGAGCUGUUUUGUGCUUUUUGGCAACUCAUCAGUAUUGUUCACUGGUCUCACUGCCGAGUCAACUAAGUUUUUUGGAUAUUACAAUGAUGAUUUCUGCUGAAAAUUGAAGGAUAGCGACAACACUGUAUUCCAAGAUUACCUAGACUGAAGAUUAAAGCUUAUCCAUCACUGUUCGAAAGUAUAGAAGUAUUGAAGCACAUCCCGGAAGUUUCCGUACAAUUUAAAACUCCUAUUUUUAUGCUUCAUAGCAACCGUCGCUGUUAUAAAUCAGUUGUAUAGCUCAGCGUACGGAAGCAGCGUAAAAUACAAGGAAUGGUGGAAGGCAGGAGUAGCCUCCUCCCUAAACUACAUCGACCUCCGCACCGCCAACAAAUCAUCCCCCCUAACCCCCUACCCCAGCUGGGAGGCCAACAAGCUCCCCAAACAAGGUCAACAACCGCCCGAGAACCAAAUCGUCAGUGUGUUUCGUAGCUUCGUGGACACAUGCGAUCGUCUGUGGGUCAUGGAGACCGGAUUGGCGGAUAUUCUUGGGAGCCCACACCAGGUGUCGCCACCUGCGAUAGUAAUAUUCGAUUUGAACACGGAUAAGGUGCUCAGAAGGUACCUUUUGAAGCCGGAGGAUAUCAAAGGGGAUGAUUCGUUCUUUGCCAAUAUUGUGGUAGAUUUGCAACCCGGUAGGUGUGACGAAGCAUUCGCCUACAUCCCCGAUUUAGGCGGAUAUGGAAUAGUCGUAUAUUCGUUCAAGGACGACGAUUCUUGGCGAAUCAAACACAACUUCUUCCAUUUCGAUCCCUUGCAAGGCGAUAUGACAGUCGGGGGUGUCAAUUUCCAGUGGACUGACGGCGUUUUCGGAAUAGCUCUGGGAAAUCCUAACGAAAAUGGAGAUCGUACCGUGUACUUCCAUCCUCUAGCCAGCACAAUGGAAUUUUCAGUCAAUUCGCACGCCUUGAAGAAUAGAACUUUAGCUACGGAUCCACACAGCUAUGAUCUUUACAAGAUUGAAGGUACGAAAGGUCCAAAUUCCCAGACUUCCGAAUCUACAAUCGAUCCAAAAACAGAAGUAAUGUUCUUCACACAACUCCAGAAAGACGGAACUGCCUGUUGGAACGUCAAAACACCUCUGGAGCCUUCCAACGUCGGAAUGGUUGCAGAAGACACUGAAAGGAUGAUUUUCACAAAUGACAUCACUAUUGACUCAGAUCGCAACCUUUGGAUGUUAUCCGACAGAAUGCCUGAGUUUAUCUACCGGCGCUUGGAUCCAAACCAAAUAAACUACAGGAUAUUUAAAGUGCCAGUAGACGAAGCUAUAAGGGGUACACCCUGUGAUCCAAUGUACCAACAAAGUACCACAUUACGCAAUGCACAACAGCUUUAGGAUUAAAUUUGUAUUUGUAGUAUUUUUUGUUGUAUUUUAUAAAUAAAAGGUAGUUUUAAGACAA
Acanthoscelides obtectus is the source of this 1475-nucleotide messenger RNA. The record is from the annotation of a GenBank genome assembly. NCBI's taxonomy places the organism in Eukaryota, Metazoa, Arthropoda, Insecta, Coleoptera, Chrysomelidae.